Cryptomeria japonica (Japanese cedar) is the source of this 2085-nucleotide messenger RNA. Its product is annotated as flavonoid 3'-monooxygenase CYP75B137. The transcript has 3 exons. Lineage: Eukaryota; Viridiplantae; Streptophyta; Pinopsida; Cupressales; Cupressaceae. The record is from RefSeq and is a predicted model, not a curated record. The coding region runs from base 111 to 1652 and encodes 513 amino acids. Gene Ontology annotation, molecular function: iron ion binding; monooxygenase activity; oxidoreductase activity, acting on paired donors, with incorporation or reduction of molecular oxygen.
AUUGCAUGACUGAACCUCCAAGAUUUCACUUAUAUUUAAUCUGCGACCAGACAAUCCCCAUUCAAAACUGGUAGCUUUACUAAACACACAGAACCUCCCAAAAUCCUUUAAUGGGUUUCACUUUUGGAUCCGGGUUUCCUUUGCCCUUAAGCCUCGGCCAGGCUGUAGGCGUGGGGCUUCUGUUCUUCAUCGCUUUAACUUAUCUGGUCAGUAAGAGCCGAAGGAACCGGCUUCCACCAGGGCCACGGGCAUGGCCGGUCAUUGGCAGUCUUCCUCUGUUGGGCACCAUGCCCCAUAGCUCUCUUUAUCAGCUGUCAAAGAAAUAUGGACCUCUCAUGUACCUCAAGCUUGGGACUACUGAUACUGUGGUGGCUUCUUCACCUAAAGUAGUGGAGGCUUUUCUGAAGACAAAUGAUCUGAAUUUCUCCAACAGACCCGGAAAUGCCGGUGCCACAUACAUUGCUUAUGAUUCUAAUGAUCUGGUCUGGGCUCCCUAUGGGAAUCGCUGGCGUAUGCUAAGAAAGGUGUGUAAUAUUCAUUUGUUUGCAGGAAAAGCGCUUGAAGAUAUGCAGCCCGUUCGCCAAUUGGAGCUCAGCCUUCUGGUUAAGUCGUUACUUGCUCAUGGGCAGCGUGGGGAGUCCGCCAAUUUGGGGGAACUCAUGAACGUCUGUACUGCUAAUGUUCUCGGCCAGGUGAUGUUCAGCAAGCGCGUGUUCGAAUCGCAGGGGGCGAAGGCCAGUGAGUUCAGAGAGAUGGUGAUAGAGUUGAUGGUUUUGGCUGGAGUGUUUAAUAUUGGCGACUUUGUACCCUCCUUGGCCUGGCUUGACUUGCAGGGUGUGCAGGCCAAGAUGAAGAAAUUGCAUGAUCGGUUUGAUAAUUUCUUCUCGAAGAUUAUAGCUGAGCACCAGGCAGAGUCUGCGAAUAAAUCGAAGAAGGAUUUUCUCAGUGCGCUUCUUGCGCUUCGAAAUAAUGCUGAUGGCGAGGGCGGCCGGCUCACUGAUACUGACAUGAAGGCCUUGUUGCUGGACCUCUUCACGGCCGGAACGGACACAUCCUCCUCCACAGUAGAAUGGGCCAUGUCGGAGCUGAUCCGGCACCCACACAUAAUGGAAAAAUGCCAGCGUGAACUCGAAUCCGUGGUGGGGCGGCAGCGCAAACUGAAGGAAGCGGACCUUGAGAAGCUGAGCUACCUGCAAGCCGUGGUAAAGGAGACCUUCCGCCUGCACCCAUCGACACCACUUCUUCUGCCCCGAAUGGCGGCGGAGGCGUGCACAAUAGAGGGCUACCAUAUUCCCAAGAACGCCAGACUGAUGGUGAACGCCUGGGGCAUUCAGCGCGACCCGGCCGUGUGGACCAGGCCCCUCGAGUUCGACCCGGAACGCUUCGUUGGCAGUGAUGUUGACGUGCGGGGCACAGAUUUCGAGGUCAUACCGUUCGGUGCCGGUAGGCGCAUCUGCGCGGGCAUGACAAUGGGGAUCCGCAUGGUUCAGCUCAUGCUCGCAACGCUCAUUCACUCCUUUGACUGGUCGCUACCGGCGGGUCAGACACCCGAGAAGCUCGAUAUGGCCGAGGCUUUUGGUCUAACCCUUCAGAAGGCCCAGCCGCUCCUAGCUCUCCCUGCCCCUCGUUUGCCUCUUGCUCUCUACGACUAGAAUGUGUGCCUCUUUUAGUCUUAUAUAAUAAACGACUUUGAGUGCUAGUCUUCCAAUAAAUCAACUUUGUGUAAUUUAAUAUUUAUUGAAGGGAUCGCAAAGGAGUUAGGAUCUUGCGUAGGUAAUGAAUGGAAUUGCAAAAGUCAAUUUGACGAGGCACACUGUUCUCUUGUUGUCUACGAUUAAAGCAGUAUAGCGUUUAAAUAUGUGAUUAGCCUUCCAAUAAACGACUUUGUAUGUUCUGAAAAAAAACAAAAAAAGCAAUGUAUGUCGCCGAUGUAUAGGAUUCGUGACGCGAACGUUUAACGGCCUCGUAUGUAGUAGUUCGAGUUUUGGUUUCACAAUAGCAAUUAUAUGCUUGAUAAAUAUAUCAAGGAAUGUUUCGAAGAUUAUGCUUUACAUGAAGGAAAUAAAGGAAAUGAUUGCUCGCCCA